ACGGAAAGUCCUACGAGCAUUAUAACCCUGAGUGCCAAGGGUGAAGGGCUCUGGAAUAUGCCAGUUGUGAGCAGCCACACACAGGGCCAGCUUUGUUUUGAGAGGCUCAUAGGGCAUGCAUUGGCGAUUACAUCCUUGAAGACACCAGGGAAGGCAGACUUUUACCGAAAGAAGAGUGAGGCUCUGAGGGAGAGAAGCAAAGAAGACACUAGUUUCAGGGCGGCUGGGGAUGUCAUCCACAUGUGUGAAAGUGUGUUGCUUGGGUGGAUGAUGAUAGGUACUUUCUAUGUCACGGAUAUCAGAGUCACAACCCGGAUUUGAAAGAAUGAAGGUGAGCUCUUGCUUUAGCUAAUGCACAGCACUUGCUUGUCCUCCACGAGGUCAACCGCACUAAGAUACACCAUGUGCCUCUGAACAGCCUUUGACGGGGAAGAGCACCAUUUUCUCAGAAAUGUCUCAAGUGCACAAUGGAACCUUUGACACUGUAGCUGAAAUAUGGCUCAGAGUGACUUCCUCUACCCAGAAAACCCAAGGAGGCGGCAGGAAGUGAACCGCCUUCACCAGCAGCUCCUGGACUGUUUGUCUGACAGCUUCCAGGUCACCAACAAGCUGACAGGGGUUCUGAACACCCACUUGGGCUGUAGGCUGGCCUUCAUUGAAAUGAAAAGAGAUGGGACCAUCAAAGAAAACUGUGACAUCAUCAUCCAAGCCGUGAUGAAAAUCCAAGAGGAACUACAAAAGGUGGACACAGCACUGAAAGACAGACUGGAGCCAACCCUUUACAGGAGGCUCCAGGACAUCAAGGAAAGGGAGACCGAGAAGAUCGCCAUUGUGCAAAGGGUCAUUUCUGUCAUCCUGGGGGAGGCAACAUCCGCAGCCAGUGCCGUGGCUGUUAAACUCGUGGGCUCCGACGUCACAAGCGGCAUAAUGAACAAGCUGGUCACUGUGCUAGCUCGCAUCGGGACUUCUCUCCUUGGCAGCAUUGGCGUUGCUGUGCUUGGCCUUGGCAUAGAUAUAAUCAUUCAUGCCAUCUUGGGAGCAGUGGAGAGGACACAGCUUCAAGCAGCCAUCAAAAGUUAUGAGAAGCAUCUGGUGGAGUUCAAGGCAGCCUCAGAAAGGUACCACGACGCCAUCACUGAAGUCACCAGGGCCGUGAAGUGCCAGAUAAGAUGAAGUCUCGAGUCCACCACUGGGAUAGCUCUGUGCUUCUUUCUUUAGUUUCCUGCCAUAUGCCUCUGAUGCGGACAGGGACACGGUAAAAGAUAUGGAAUGCUUGGGCUCUGUGACCCUCAGUUGUACUGGACCCUCGAGGGAUAAGUUUCUGUCUGGAGUUUUCUUCCCCUGCUGUCAUAACCAUGUCGUAGAAAGACAUCACAGAGCAGCAGGUACAGAAUUGUUUUCUUGUUCCCAAUCAAUGUCCUCAAACAUCCUGUAUAAAUGCAGAGACCAUUCCUAUUGCUUGUUUCAAGCAUCACUUAAUUCGGACAUACACCUAUGGCCUUCAAAUGAACCAGAAAUACUUCCAUAUUUUUACCGCUAAGUAAAAUCCAAUUGUCUGUAAACUGGAAAUGACUGGUAACAACAACAUUUUCUUCAAGAAUAAAAGGAGGCAAUGGAUCUGUGAGCUUCUACUAAUUACUAAGUGUGAAUGGGUGGAUUUGGAAAAGGAUAAAAUAAAACUUGUUUCUAUAAUGCAA
Molecule: messenger RNA, 1697 nt
Organism: Mesocricetus auratus (golden hamster)
Lineage: Eukaryota; Metazoa; Chordata; Mammalia; Rodentia; Cricetidae
Gene: Smco3
Product: single-pass membrane protein with coiled-coil domains 3
Exons: 2
Coding region: 496-1173 (225 amino acids)
Source: RefSeq, a predicted model, not a curated record